This is a messenger RNA of Lepus europaeus (European hare), 4247 nucleotides long. RefSeq names its product small integral membrane protein 13 (gene SMIM13). Lineage: Eukaryota; Metazoa; Chordata; Mammalia; Lagomorpha; Leporidae. The coding region runs from base 80 to 343 and encodes 87 amino acids. The record is from RefSeq and is a predicted model, not a curated record. The transcript is spliced from 2 exons.
CACGCGCCGGCCGCCCGCGCGCGCCCACCGCCGUCCGCUCGCGCCGCCUCUCUGAGGCGACCGCCGUCCUCCUCCCAAGAUGUGGCACAACGUCGGGCUGACCCUGCUGGUGUUCGUGGCCACGCUGCUCAUCGUGCUGCUGCUGAUGGUGUGCGGUUGGUAUUUUGUAUGGCACCUUUUUCUGUCUAAAUUCAAGUUUCUGCGGGAGCUAGUGGGAGACACAGGAUCCCAGGAAGGAGACCAUGAGCCUUCAGGCUCUGAAACUGAAGAAGACACUUCAGCCUCUUCGCACAGGAUCCGAUCUGCUCGCCAAAGGAGGGCGCCGGCUGAGGAAGGCCACUGACCCCAGUCGCGCGUCAGGACGGGCAGUUGCAAGCCUCUGCCAUCAGUGCCAUCAGUGGCUUGGCUUUGAAAGUUACUGAAUGACUAAAGAACAUUUGUUCUUGGAUUUUAAGUCUAAGUCAAAAAAGGAUUUAUAUGUAAGCCAUAUAAAAAUAAAGGGAAGUAAAAACCAAAUUGGACCAUUGCAAAUUUCAUCUUACAGGUAAUCUUUUGCUUCAUUAGCUUUCUACUUAUUCACGUAUUCCUUGGCUCUUGGGCUUGUUUAUUCUCUGUGCUGGUGUGAAUCUGGUUAACAUUAUAGGCUUGACAAGCCAUACCUUCUGAGUCCUAAAAUGUGUGCUUUUCUUUGCAUUUGAACAUGUCUGACAUGGCAGUGCAUCUCAUUACUGUCAACCAGGUGAUAGCCAUGUAAUUAUUCUAGCUUGUGCAUGUGUAAACCUACAGCUUGUCACAGUGUCAUCACCUUAACCCACGUGUGUAUCAUUGAUAUCAAAGGUGUCAGGUUUAAUUGGCUUAAAAUGUCUUCAGAAAGAUUACACUAUGAUUCAGCAUUGAAAUGAGAAGUUAUUGUGUAUGUAGUAGAAAAGCAUGGAACAGAGCAGCUGGGCGUAUAUUUGAUAUUAGUGAAGCAAAUAUUCGUCACUGGAGGAACGACCACAAUUCCAUAUAUUCUUGCAAAACAACAAAAUGCUUUAUCAGACCUAAGAAAGGCAGGCACCCAAAGAUAGACAAAGCUGUACUACAUUUUGUGAGUGAGACAUGUGCAAAAGGAUUGCCUGUCACAUGCCAGGCGAUGCAAUUGAAGGCCGGAGAAACUGCCAAAACUCUUGGCAUCGAUGAAACAAAAGCGAAAGCAACAAGAGGCUGGUGUGACCGACUCAUGCGUCAAACAGGACUGUCGUUAAGGCACCAAACAUUGAUUUGUCCAAAGCUUCCCAUUGGCUUUAGAGAGAAUGCAGUGGUAGAGCUCUGUUUUGGGAAAUGCUGCGUCACCCAUGCUCUUGCUGACACUGGGGCCGUGUGGUGUGGAAAACUGAAAACAUCGAUGACUGUGAUUGGAAAAGUGAUUCGGAAGAAUUGGACUCAGAAUAUGAAGUCAUAGUUAUAACUUAACCAAUUUAUUUCACACAUUUCAUUACAUAGGCACAAGGCGAUGUGAUAAAAAUCUGUGUAACUGUAAAAACACUGUUUCAGUAAUUAUAAAAUAAACAUUUUCUGUGAUACGAAAGCAUCGUGUCAUAGUUUAAUAGGCAGUUGUUUUUCAUGAUGAUCCAUCUAGUAUUAACUAUUGAGAAUAUCUUAGAUUAAGUAAAAAAUGGUAGUUCAUAAAUUUGUUUCUUCCCAAGAUAGCUAGUUUUUAUUAGGGAACUUAAUUCUGACUCUUAACAAUGGUAAAAUAGUUAUCAUCUGUGAAAUACAUUUUGCAUAAUCUAUUCAACAUGUUAGAGUAGGAGUCUAAGAACUAUCUUCUACUUUAGGAAGAGUAGGAAUGGUUACUCCCUUUGUAUGGGAGAACUUUAUGCUCGAGGCUUAGGUUGUGCAGAUUCACAAACAACAAUUCGGUGACGAGACCUCAAAGGUGUUGCGUAUUGAGGAGGAAAAAAUGGAGUGGGGGAAAAUACCCACAACUCUAAAAUUACUCUUGCCAGGUUUCUGUGUGUGUUUUAACUGAACUUUGGAAGGAGUGUUUAUAGGGGGAGAGAGAGAGGGAUGAAACAGUCUUCCUGUUCAGUGUCACUUGCUUUGUGUAAAAAUGCAAUGCAAGGCUAACUCAUUUUGUUAAUCCAAGUUUUUAAUGUUUUUAGCCUCCUUCUUUUGACAACUCAUCAUACCUCUCUUUUAUGAUGCUGUAUGAGACCUCGUACUUCAUGCUGACAGCUAACAGUUCACUGCUCCACUCCAGGUUUUCCUGGUGAACACCUCUUUGUUGAUAGUGUAGCCCUUUGGGCGUGCAGAAAGGGAAUUCACAGAAUACAGCUUUAGUUUUUGUUUGUGUGUAGGGGAGAGGUUCUAGCAGCUGAGAGUGGAGCACAAGCCUGUCUUCAUUUCCUUAGUGGAAGCACUGUUGUAUUUUCAUGUGCCUGUAAGGCAUAACAGAGCAGUGAGCAUCAGUUAGGAGAGAAAUGCCAAAAUACCUAGGUUUGAAAGGAUAUUUAAAUUAAGUUUUCAUAGACUACUGCUUUGAACUGUGGAUUCUGCUUUAUGAUGGCUGUCUAACCUUUAGAUAAUAGUUGCUGAAAAACUUUGCGUCGCUGACAAGCUUUCUAUCAUGUCAGUAUUAGAGAUUUAUGGCUGAUGUAGUCCUCUUCCCUGAAAUCUACACGAGUCAAGCCUAAACUAAUACAGACUGAUUCAUUUGAAGGUAUACAUGUUGGUGUUAUUUGUUGACAUUUAUGCUUCAAGCAUGUCUCAUUUUAUAAGAAUUUUAAGAAGUACUGUGCUUAAUUUACUUGAGAAAUGUACCUAAUUGUAUAUUAAUAACUCACACUUGCCAGGUUUUAACAAUCCCUUAGGGAGAGUAAAGAGAAAAGGCUGAUGCCAACAGGAAGAGUCUAUAAACUAAUCAUUUGUUUACAGCUUCUUGUUUGUGCAUCCCAGAAGACGCUUAGCUUCAGUACGUGUUUCUAAGACCACUAAGAGAGGGAAGAUAAACAGUCAAUGCAGAAUGAAUUGGGUGGUGUAAUGUUUUUGUUCUUUUUCCUGUUCUAGUGUUUUUGUAACUGAAUUUACCAGAACUACAGCACAACUGCAUUUUCAGUCUCUCAGUAGGGGGUAGACUAGCCUGUGGUUAACUUUGAAGUUUAAAACGUUAAGAGCAUUAGAAACACAUGCAAGCAUCAGUCUUUUCUGAACCCUCACAAAGAAUGAUGGUGAUUAACUACACCACCUUUUGAGGAUGGGUUGUUUUAUUUCCAUCCCAACUGACCAUUCUUUCUUCUUUAGUCUCUGAAACUUUUUUUCUAAGAAUUGCCUGUGUAGUAACAUUGCUAAAAUGUAAAUGCCAAAAGCACUAAAUAUUGUGUAGCACUGUUAAAUCUAGUCUAUUCGUGUGAACGAAUACUCACAUCACACUACAUAGAGUACUCACUGAAUUUUGUAAUGGCAGUUUCAUAGUACAAACACAAACAAAAAAACACAUCAGAGACAAACAUGGUGGCCCUUUUUUUUUAUGUUACUAGGUUUAAGCACCAUUUCAAAUAUUUUACUGAUAUAUGGGAUAUGUAGCAUAAUAGAUUUCAUAUAUGGCAUCUUGAAGCAUUGAAAGUUUGAAAGUUGUACAUUUUUACUUUUAAAGAAACAAUUUUUGAAAUCAAGUCAAAGAUAUGCUCUUUUUAAAGCCAGUUUUUCUCAAAAGGUGUGUUUUAAGGUAAAACGUAGCCUGCGAUGUAACUUUAGGAUUUCACUGAAUUUCAGGUGCUUUCAUAUUUGAAGUUGACUUUAAAAAGCCAUGGAGCAGUCUUCACUGGUUCCAGACAAUGAAGCCGGGGCUCUGGUUUGGAGUCCAGCACUCGAGCACCCAUUGUCUGCUUCUAAAGUGUGCUAGAGUUCUUAACUUGAAGCUUAAAGUGUAAUAUAUUACCUUAUGUUAGUACAAGUUACCUGUUCCAGGUGUUAGUACACACGUACUACUGCUUUAUGAGGGAUGUUUAACGUCGCCCUCCAAGUCAGUUCUAUGCAUAACCAUUCAUCAAAUACUGCUGCUGUGAUUUCCCAAAAGAAACAGUCUGUGCUGUGCUAUGAGGCAUUAUCACUUGCUGCUUGACAAGUAGAUUUAUAAGGAUUUAGAACUGUUAAUAGCGUGUUAAUAAUACCUUUGUAUAACAUGAUGUAAAACUGGUCAGUACUAUAUCUAAAGCUUUUGUGGUUUAUGAUGUUUUAACUUUAAACACAGAAUAAAUUAAAAU